AUGUGGCUGCAGAACCUGCUUCUCCUGGGCACUGUGGUCUGCAGCUUCUCCGCACCCACUCGCCCACCCAGCCCUGUCACCCGGCCCUGGCAGCAUGUGGAUGCCAUCAAGGAGGCCCUGAGCCUUCUGAACCACAGCAGUGACACUGCUGCUGUGAUGAAUGAAACAGUAGAAGUCGUCUCUGAAAUGUUUGACUCCCAGGAGCCGACAUGCCUGCAGACUCGCCUGAAGCUGUACAAGCAGGGCCUGCGGGGCAGCCUCACGAGUCUCACGGGCUCCCUGACCAUGAUGGCCAGGCACUACGAGCAACACUGCCCCCCCACCCAGGAAACUUCCUGUGAAACCCAGACUAUCACCUUCAAAAGUUUCAAAGAGAACCUGAAGGAUUUCCUUUUUAUCAUUCCCUUUGACUGCUGGGAACCAGUCCAGAAGUGA
Messenger RNA from Rangifer tarandus platyrhynchus (Svalbard reindeer), 435 nucleotides. NCBI's taxonomy places the organism in Eukaryota, Metazoa, Chordata, Mammalia, Artiodactyla, Cervidae. The record is from the annotation of a GenBank genome assembly.